CAACGUUUGGCGAACAAUUUUGUGUCAGUCCGAACUCGCACGAGAGGUUCUCAGCUUCAUUCAAAACCGGAUCACCUUCUGUACAGACCAUGGCCGCGAUAGAAUCCGCCGAGGUGGGAUGACUUGACUCGCAGCCCUAAGUGAAGAGCACUGCGCGAUCUACUUCCGCGCAAAUUCGACCGCCACCCCCACGGGCAGGCCAGAAAACCGCAUCGCCGCAUUAGAACACAAAUUCCCCAAGUCUGAAGUCGUUUCAGCGGGGGAGGGGAAAAGUGACCAUGUCCCCAGAGCCGGACAAGCCCAAAAAGGCCUCUCGAAAGCAUGUCACGACGGCUUGCGUGCCGUGUCGUGAGAGUAAAAUUCGUUGCGACGGGUCGACACCACACUGCCAAAAUUGCCAGCGGAAAGGUAAAGAUUGCAAAUAUCAGCAUGGAGAUGACAAACGCAAGGUCUCGCUCCGAGCUGCGACGGAGCUUUUCUCCGCGAGAAUUGAUCAACUAGUUCAAUUCAUUCAGGAUCAGGGACUUGAGGCCCCGGCUAUGAAGCCGGACGACGAGGCAGGUAUGAACCGGGUUCUUGACACCUUACAGAUCCCGCGAGGUGUCACUAGGACCAAGCUAUCUUCUGGUGAUGACCGAAAGGCUCAGUACGACGUGAAAGCCUCGGUGAGAUCAGAUCAAUCCCCGUCACAGAGCUCGCCAAACACGUCGCCAAAUGGCCAACCCCAGCACCAGCCACAGCCAUUGGCUGAGACUGCUGCUCCUGAUGCUUCGUCUUCUCAGAUUAUCACCCCCGGUCAGCAGUUGCCGUCCGUUGAACCCUGGAGCCCGUUCGGAAUGAUACAAGGCGCCCCCGAUAAUCAGACCUUUGUUCACUGGGGCUUCACGCUACCGACAGCCGAAAGUCUGGAUACGAUAUAUGCCAAUAUCAAUAGUGGAACAGGGCUACCAGUUAACACAAAUCUGAGCCCGGAUGGUUUCCAGCUGGGCACGGACAUGGCGCAGCAGGCGGGUGUCUCACUGAGCCAAGUACCGCCUGACCGGGACGUCGACUCGGAAAGCGAUGAAGAGAAUGAGGCUGAAAACGACGUCAUCGAGCAAUUAUCCCAUCGGAUUGGCACGCUUAAAAUCGCGGGGGAUGGCCACUUACGAUUUUAUGGAGCGACGUCUAAUCUCAACCUGGUCGACGUUUCCGCGACACAGCAGCGGCAGCGGCCAGAUGCGCGAACUGUGCGUCACGAUGGCCAAGAUAUUCUGAAUCAUCUUCGGGUCGGCCAGCCGGUUGAUCAGGAUCUGGAAGACCAUCUCGUGGAGUUGUACUUUACAUGGCAGAACCCCAGUAUUUAUAUCGUGGACAAGGAGAUGUAUAUGACGGCCCGUUCGAAAUGGCGCAAUGAAUUUGAUGAUACUCCGUUCUACUCGGAAGUGCUCACGAACGCCAUGUGUGCGAUUGGCAGCGCUUUCGAGGCGCGGUAUCAUCCGACAUUCAUCACGUUUCCAAAAUCUCUGGCCGAGUUCUUUGCGGACAGAGCCAAGGCCUUGCUGGAAAUUGAGCUCGAUUCGCCUUGUGUGGCAACCGUUCAAGCCCUUGUUCUUAUGAGCUGUCACGAAGGAGCGUCAAAUCGUGAUGCCCGAGGCUGGCUGUAUAGUGGAAUGUCAAUGCGACUGGCAUUUGAUCUCGGUCUGCAUCUCGAUAUGACAUGGUAUGUCAACCAAGGCGACAUGGGUGCCCACGAGGCAGACGUUCGACGGGCUGCAUUUUGGGGCAGCUAUAUUGCCGACCAUUUCUGGGGCUUCUAUCUUGGUCGUCCGUUCCGAAUGAAUGCCGGAGAUGUGACUGUUCCAAAGCCAGCUUCGACUCUCGGAAUCGAGAAAGAAGAAGUCUGGCAUCCAUACGGACUUCAAUCUGAUUCCCAGAUAGCGGAAGACGGCCUUAGAAAUCCCAGCGAACUAAUCAGCCGGCAAUUCGUCAUUCUAUGGGAGAUGGUAUCUCCUGUGGGCCACAUCUUAUACGGGUGUUCAGAUAUUUCCCGUCACGACCUGCAAAGGAUCACCUUCCAGGUCACAGAAGACCUAUUUGCCUGGAAAGCGAACCUUCCUUCAACCCUACAAAUCGAUCUAGAUGACGAUUCAACACCGAAACUCCCACAUCUCCUCAUCCUCCACAUGCAGUACCACCAAAUAGUCAUCUUCUUCCACCGCCCCUGGGUAUCAAAGAAUUAUAUCCAACCACGCAGUCCACGCCAGGGACCGGGCUAUCACCACGCACGCCGCAUGUGCGUUGAAUCGGCGACGGCGGUAGCUCGUUUGCUUCACAUAUACGAGAAACACUAUACAUUCCGACGAAUGAACAACCAAGUCGUCGCGAUAAUCUUCAGUGCGGCGCUGAUGCUCCUCUUCGUCACAGUCUCCAGUUCACCACUGACGCCGAGUAAACCCGGAGAAUCCAGUACCGCGCACCCGCGUAAUGCAGAGAUGGUUGCGUACUUGAACCUCUGCUUCCGUGCCCUGGACGAAUUGGGCCAGUCAUUUGAGAAUGCGAAGCGUACGCGUGAUUACCUGGUUACACUCCAACGACGCUGGCAAGCGCACAUGCGACGUACCAGAUCCGCCCCAAAACGGCAGAUUAGUAGUGCGAAUCUCCUCGCGACGUCUGGGCAACGGGUAUCUACGCACACUUCGCAGAAGGAUCAUGGCAUCGAUACAUCCCGCAAGAAGACGCGCCUCGUUGAUACAGGCACGCAGCACCACCCGCGACACGGCUCGUCUAACUCCAUGGCCGUGGGCCAGUCCAACCAGCAAUACCAUUCCCAUCAGCAACAGGAAUCUUUUCAACAACAUGCUUUCUCCGCGCAAGCAGCUCAAGCGAGCGAGCUGGACUGGAUCCGGAAUACGGAUUUGAACCUUUUUGCUGAUGGUGGUGUGAAUGGUAGCCCUACUCACGCUGUAGGCGGUAUUUCGCAAUCGCAGUUUCCUGCUGAUCCGGGCACAUUGCCUGAUUUAGGUGACAUUGAGGGGUGGUGGAGUCCGCCUCAUGGGACGUCCGGGAUGGGAGGGACGUCGUUGUAGUAUUGCGGUGGCACUGGCGCAGGGGUCUUUCCUGGUCAACACUACAUACAUUAUCUGGAUACUCUUCUUCGAUGUAUUUCCUCAUUUCUUGUUCAGUUUUUUUGUGAAUGAUCAAAGCUUCUUAGGGCAUGAGGUAUUAGCGUUGCACAGUCUCGGAUGUCUUUUCACUAUCAAUAGUUCCUUUGCAUCCUUCGACAGCUGAAUGCUAGAAACAACAUAGAAUUUUACCAUGUUAUAUUACAGAGCCUACCUAAGGUUGACACCAUCGCACCUCACUCAUCACGUAUGCUGCCAUCAAAAAUCCCCUUAAACCAACCACCAACCUUCUCCUCCAAUUCUGCCCCUGUCCCUAAUCCUCCCUCCCCCAAAUCCCUCUCGAGACUAACUCUCCUCUCCCCAAACCCUUUCUCCCUCCCAAAAAAGCAAGCCCGAUGCAUAACAGAAACCAUCUCCUCCCCCUGCUCCGCCAAAACACUCCCAUUCUCCUUCCCUUCUGCACCCUCCACAUAAACCCUCACCCACGGCAGCGUCACUUGUAACCUCCGCACGCCGUUACCAUCCCAUCCCCGGCCCCCGGCUCCAUAGUCCAGGCCGUACGGUGGCCAGCGUGACAACGCUUUACGGCGUCGGACAGUCGGGUGGCUCGCUUCACUAACUUCAUCUUCUUCUGCGGCGAGGGGGUCAAAUUCAGGAUUCGAGAGCGAUUCAUCCAGUGUACCGCGCGAUAUAGUCUUCAAGACUGGAAGCGGAUAUUCGGGUCCUGUCAUGUACUCGGGGAAUGACCGGGGUACAUCGCGACCCGCAGAGCGGAGGAAUAAUAUCGGUGAAGCGAACGCGUCGAAGCAGCGCUCCGGCGAAGCGAAUAAUGCCUCCCGUGCAGCAAGGAGGGGAACGAGAUCUGUCGGUGCGGUGACGCGAUGAGCUUUUUUCUUGGAUGCUCUUUUGGUCGAUUUCCCUUGCGACGCUUGGUCGGUCGUGCCACCGCUGGCACUGAGCUGCUCGGUUGUGCAGUACUCAUCCAAACCGGGCCAAUCGCAGAUGGGCAUUAUCGAUGCAACGGCUUUCACGGAUUGGGCUUCCGUUAGGGCUAGCAUGAGGGCUAACGAUCCCCCAAUGUGUGAGCCGAGGACGCCCAGCUGUGCGGGCUGGAGAUGUGUUUGGAUCCAAUCGAAUGCGGCGAGGGUGUCGUGGAUUGGGGUUGGGUAUUUGUAAAAUGACGAUUGAGACUGGGAAACAGAAUGACUUGGUGGUGAUGAGGAUGGUAGAGGUGAUGUUUGAACCGAAUUUUGGUUGGUAUCUUCAUUUGAUGUCGUCGGAGUUGAUACCGAGCCAAGACGGUAGUUGACCGUUACGACUAUGGCGGAUGUCGUAGAGGCCAGAGUCUGCUGGUGUGUGAACCCAGAGGUGGGCACAGUGUUGACGGCCCAUUCUCGAUUUUCAAACGUUGUAUCAUUUGAGUUGAUCCCUUCCUGGACGCGAUCCGCGUGCCCCUGGAAUAAAGGACCUGGCGGAAGGUACAGGAUAACAUUCGGCCCUUGAGCGUCCGAUUCGCUCUGCG
Molecule: messenger RNA, 4626 nt
Organism: Penicillium brasilianum
Lineage: Eukaryota; Fungi; Ascomycota; Eurotiomycetes; Eurotiales; Aspergillaceae
Source: the annotation of a GenBank genome assembly